UCAAAUCUCAGUUACACACUUCUCUUCUUUCUUUUCCUCUCUCCAAACACAACCGAAUAAGUCGGAAAAUCAACGGUGGAUGGAUGAGAAUGAGAUCGCCGCCGCGAGGAGAGAAGCUUCUUCUUGGAACUUCCCUUUUAACGAUAUUAACAUUCAGCUUCAUCGUCGCUGCAACACAAGUCAUGAAUUUGAUAUCUUGAAGAGUCCUUUUGGAGUUAACGAAGAAGAGAGUAAUAAUCAUAACCCUAACUAUAGUAACAGCGAGAGCGGUAAGAAGGAGACGACAGAUAGUGGGCAGUCUUGGUCUUCGUCGUCUUCAAAACCGUCGGUCUUGGGUAGAGGACACUGGAGACCAGCUGAAGAUGUUAAGCUCAAAGAGCUUGUCGCCAUUUACGGUCCACAAAACUGGAAUCUAAUAGCUGAAAAGCUUCAAGGAAGAUCCGGGAAGAGCUGUAGACUAAGGUGGUUUAACCAAUUGGACCCGAGGAUAAACCGAAGAGCUUUCACGGAGGAGGAAGAGGAGAGGCUAAUGCAAGCACAUAGGCUUUAUGUUAACAAAUGGGCAAUGAUUGCGAGGCUUUUUCCUGGUAGGACUGAUAAUUCCGUCAAGAACCAUUGGCAUGUUAUCAUGGCUCGUAAGUAUAGAGAACACUCCUCUGCUUACCGUAGGAGGAAGCUUAUAAUUAAUAAUCCACUUAAACCUCAUCUUCCUAAUCACCCUAGCCCUAAUUGCCCCUCUUUUAUCUCCACUAAGCAUUACUUUACUCGGCCUUUCCACGAGUUUAAUUUGACUCACCACCUGGUUAAUCAUGCGUCUAUGACGACUGACCAAAAUCAUCUUGUGUUGCCUUUCCAUUGUUUUCAAGGUUACGAGAGCACUGAGGCUCCAAUGGUCGUGGGUAUGUUUGGCAAUCAAAUGAUGAUCGAGGAUAAUGUUGGUGCCACGUCAGAAGCGUUAUAUAAUUUUCCGUACGUUGACUCUAUGAGCCAAGGGAAAGGAGUGCCAAAUGAAGCAAUGAAUUUGAUUGGAAUGGAAGAGGUAGAUGAGGAAGUGGCAAAAAAGGCAAAGCAGCAACCACACUUUUUUGAUUUUCUUGGCUUGGGGACGGCAUGAAUCUUGACCUAAGUGUAGUUAUAAUGAGUCAAUAACUGUGAUUAAUUUGGUUACAGAAAAGCAAGAAGUUAUCUCUACU
Molecule: messenger RNA, 1193 nt
Organism: Brassica oleracea var. oleracea
Lineage: Eukaryota; Viridiplantae; Streptophyta; Magnoliopsida; Brassicales; Brassicaceae
Product: transcription factor MYB24
Exons: 3
Coding region: 80-1114 (344 amino acids)
Biological process (GO): regulation of DNA-templated transcription
Cellular component (GO): nucleus
Molecular function (GO): DNA-binding transcription factor activity, RNA polymerase II-specific; RNA polymerase II cis-regulatory region sequence-specific DNA binding
Source: RefSeq, a predicted model, not a curated record